AUGAGAAAGGUGUUCGCGAAAGUUGGAGAUGACCUUGACGAGUUUAACAGGUUCAUAGAUGAGCAGAUGAACUCGCAUGUAAGUAGCAACUAUAAAGCAAGAAGUGUGAUGGAUAGUCUGAUUGGAAUAUGCAACGAUGCGGAAAAGACUGAAGGUUGUCCACUAAAAACAAAAACUGAUAUUAAGCGGAUGCUGUGUUGUUUAUUUGGGGCUGGCUAUGAAAACACCACUAACACAAUAUACUACUUGGUACUCUACAUGAUCAUACAUCCGGAAAUUCAGUGCAAAGUACACAAAGAGAUUGACCGAGUAGUCGGCAGAGAUCGACUACCGACACUUUCUGAUCGAGCAAAAUUGCCUUACACAGAUGCUGUCCUGCAGGAAGUUAUCCGUCAUGCGUCGCUUGCUCCGUUGACGAUACCAUAUUCGACCUUGAACGACACGCAUCUCCUUGGGUACACAAUCCCGAAAGAGACGCCUAUAUUCGUGAACCUGUGGUCUGUAAACUACGACGAAAACGAGUGGAAAGACCCACAUCGAUUCAACCCUGGUCGAUUUCUUUCUGACGACGGCUUGUCAGUGAAGAAAUCACAGGUGGCAAAGAUUGUUGCUUUUGGUUUAGGGAAAAAGCGAUGUCCAGGUGAGCAGCUGGCACAAUUGGAAUUGUUCCUGUUUUUCGCGAUUUUCAUGCAUCAGUGCCAAUUUGAAAAGUGUGAAGGUGACAAUCCGCAGUUGACAAGUGUGUAUGGGUUGACUUUACGACCAGUACCAUUCAGAGUUGUCACGAAGCAAAGAGGACCAGUACUAGGAAUGAAGUGAGCUACUAUUUUGAAUAACAGAG
This is a messenger RNA of Saccoglossus kowalevskii, 841 nucleotides long. RefSeq names its product cytochrome P450 1A1-like. Gene Ontology annotation, biological process: progesterone metabolic process; hormone biosynthetic process. Gene Ontology annotation, molecular function: steroid 17-alpha-monooxygenase activity; iron ion binding; heme binding. The record is from RefSeq and is a predicted model, not a curated record. Lineage: Eukaryota; Metazoa; Hemichordata; Enteropneusta; Harrimaniidae.